AUGAACUCCUCAAGCUCGUGCCCCUCAGCAUCUUUCUCAGUUAACUUCAGGUGUACCUAUACAACCAGAUCUCAUACAUCUCCCGAAGCUACUAGGAGGUCUCCUACUCGAUACACAACCAGAAACCGGAUAGAGGGACUACCUGCAUCACCAUCACACACUAGGGGAAGGCUAGAUAAGGAUAACCAGAACAACAGAAGAAACUCUCAGAGCCUGACUCAAAACUUACAAUGGAGAGUGUGCAGAGAGAGAAGCAGAUCCCCACAGGCCACUGAGAUCGUUCCACCUCGGGAUAGUGCUCACACUCCUACACACGCCUCCUCUGGAAAUAGACCACCUCUAGAGAGAAACCUAGAGCUCAACAACUUCCCAACACCACCUCCGCAAAUUCCGAGUACAGAAGAGGUUAUGAAAGACCUGUGUUAUGUAACUUUCAAGUACACAAACGUUGACGACCCGGUGGAAAGAGCAGCUCGUAUGCAAAGAGUAGCCCUAGGGGAAGAGCAUAACCUGAUGGAAAAUACAGCUGCAAGCAUCAUUGCAGCUGCUACCUCCAACCUCUCUAACCAUGAGAUUGAAACGAAUCAGGCCCCUGAUGACCAUCAUACACUUCCAGAGCUACCUCUACACAUAGACUCCUAUCACAAAUCCAUGCCUCACCAGCAAGACAUGGUUUCCCUCACGCGUCUCCCAUUCAUCACAGACCUCAACCAGAACAUCAACAACAUCAAGAGCCCCCAACCAGCAGGAUGA
Eruca vesicaria subsp. sativa (arugula) is the source of this 753-nucleotide messenger RNA. NCBI's taxonomy places the organism in Eukaryota, Viridiplantae, Streptophyta, Magnoliopsida, Brassicales, Brassicaceae. The record is from the annotation of a GenBank genome assembly.